This is a messenger RNA of Serendipita indica DSM 11827, 1176 nucleotides long. NCBI's taxonomy places the organism in Eukaryota, Fungi, Basidiomycota, Agaricomycetes, Sebacinales, Serendipitaceae. The record is from the annotation of a GenBank genome assembly.
AUGUCAUUCCUCAGGCUCUUAAUCUGUGUGGUUGGAGUCUACUCCAUGUUUCUGUUGUGGGCCAUUGCCCAAGAACGAUUGGCCGUUCCAUUCCCUUCGACCGACGGGUCUCCCAACGCUCGCUUCAAAUCUGCCCUCUUCCUCGGAACUUGUCAGAGUGCCGCCAGUACCAUAUCUUCUCUCGUCUAUCUCUUGCUACGACGCAAGCCAGGACAGUCCUUUGCAUCCCUCGUUGGCCUCGAAGGACCUGCCAGCAAAGCCAGUAACGGAGUCGCCAACGGGAACGGAGUCUCAAAGGACUCACACAAGCACAGUGGUGGAUGGUUGAGCGCACGAACAAAGGCGCUGUUGACCGUCUACUUUCAAUGUUCGCUUCUCAUUACCGCGGCCGCUCCAUUUGGCUUUGCGGCACUCGCCCACAUCUCGUACCCGACCAUGGUCCUCGGAAAGUCAUGCAAACUCGUCCCAGUCAUGAUUAUGAACGUGUUGCUGUACCGCCGCAAAUUUGCGCUGCACAAGUAUCUCGUCGUCUUUAUGGUCACCGUCGGAAUUACCAUGUUCAUGGGCUUUUCGCACGAGGGACACUCCUCUAAGCACCAAAAGGGCGGUGACUCUGAGCUCAAUAAGAAUGGUCUCCUUGGCCUGACCUAUUUGCUCAUCAACCUUGCACUCGAUGGAGCUAUCAACUCUACGCAAGACGAAAUCUUUGCCAAGUACAAGGUCAACGGACAGCAAAUGAUGUUCUUCAUCAACCUUACAUCCACACUCGUCACCACGGUUCUUUCCACCCUCCCACUUCCCAAUAUCCCCGUCAUUCACCCAUCCGACACUCCGCAGUCUGAGCUCAAGACCGCUCUCGACUUUAUCAAACUACACCCGAGCGUGAAGGUUCCAUUGGCGCAGUACAGCUUGACGGGCUCGCUCGGUCAACUGUUCAUCUUUGAGACUCUGCAGCAUUUUGGAUCGCUGACUCUCGUGACUAUCACCCUCACUCGCAAACUUUUUACUAUGAUCCUAUCUGUGAUCGUUUACAAGCACAAGCUCACUUUGGGUCAAUGGGCUGGUGCCGCCGUAGUAUUUGCCGGUAUCGGUGUAGAGGCAUGGGUGAAGCGAAGAGAUAUUCACGCCAAGCGCGUGCUGCAAGAGAAAGAAAAGGCAAAGAUCAAGAUUCUUUAG